UCUCUAUAUUAUCAGUCUUCCAUUUUCUGAGGCUGAGGCCUCCAAGCAAAAGCCCGAGCCUCCGCCCCAUAAUCCCUUCUUUCCUUUCCUUCUCUUUUCCUGCUUCAUGGGAAAGAUUUCAUGUCAUCAGCAACAACCCAGAAUUUCUUUUCACUAUUUUUCCCCAUUUCCAUUCUCAAUCCCUUCCAUUUCCUUCACAGAUUGAGCUUGUGGUUCAUUGUUUCCUUAUGAUUUCUCAUCUCCAUUCUUCUCUGUAUCUAAAUGAUUACACACUUUCCAUUUCCGAGCUUUGAUUUCUCUAAUUCCUUUUCUCAACAUUGCCCAUGUAAUAACUCCACUGCUUUCUCCCCUUCUCACCCACCUCGCAAUUCCCUUUCUCCAACUUCUUUAAGGAAAUCGAGAAAACCCUUUUCAGCUGCUCUCAAUUUCCGAAGAAAAUGGUUCUUGGUUUGUUCCCUUUCUCCCGAUGGCGUUACUCGCAACUUCAAUCUAGAAUUUGCAACUUCCGCGAGAAGGGGUGCUAGAAAUUUUGUAGUUAAGCGUAUUAGUAAUGAAUUGGAAGGGGAAGAAUUCUCUCAGGAAGAGUCUUCUUCUGUGCAAGUGGGGUCGAAUUUUACUGGUUUCCAAGAGGAUCCUAUUGUUGAUAAGUUAAGAACUCAACUGGGAGUCAUUCACCCUAUCCCUUCGCCGCCUAUUAAUCGAAACAUUGUUGGACUUUUCGUCUUCUUUUUCUUUGUUGGAGUUGCUUUUGACAAGUUAUGGACAUUUAGGAAGAGAAGUAAAUCCAGAAAUGAUGAUGGGCGUCGUGGUACAUGGCCUCAGGUGCCUACUAGUUUCUCUUCGUUUUUGGAGAAGGAUUUACAAAGGAAGGAAUCGGUGGAGUGGGUGAAUAUGGUGUUGGGUAAAUUGUGGAAAGUUUAUCGACCUGGUAUUGAGGAUUGGCUUGUUGGGUUGUUGCAACCUGUUAUUGAUAAUUUGAAGAAACCUGAUUAUGUGGAGAGAGUGGAAAUCAAGCAGUUUUCAUUGGGGGAAGAACCAUUGUCAGUUAGGAAUGUUGAGAGGAGAACAUCCCGUCGAGCCAACGAUUUGCAGUACCAAAUUGGUCUGCGGUAUACUGGCGGUGCUCGUAUGUUAUUAAUGCUUUCACUAAAAUUUGGCAUCAUCCCCAUUUCUGUUCCAGUUGGUGUCCGAGAUUUUGACAUAGAUGGUGAAUUAUGGGUCAAGUUGCGGCUUAUUCCAACUGAACCUUGGGUAGGUGCCGUUUCAUGGGCAUUUGUUUCACUACCAAAGAUCAAAUUUGAGUUGUCACCAUUCCGCUUGUUCAAUUUAAUGGCCAUUCCUGUUCUCUCCAUGUUUUUGACAAAACUUCUCACUGAGGACUUACCUAAAUUAUUUGUACGUCCGAAGAAGAUAGUUCUAGAUUUCCAAAAAGGAAAAGCAGUUGGACCCGUUCCAGAUGAGGUUAAAUCAGGUGACAUGCAGGAAGGAAAUAAUGAUUCUGUUGGGGAACUUUCAGUAACCCUUGUAGAUGCUCGGAAGCUAUCUUAUUUGUUUUAUGGAAAAACAGACCCGUACGUCAUUUUAAGCUUGGGCGACCAAGUAAUACGCAGCAAAAAGAACAGCCAAACCACUGUAAUUGGACCACCUGGUGAGCCAAUCUGGAAUCAGGAUUUUCAUAUGCUUGUCGCAAAUCCUAGGAAACAAAAAUUGUAUAUCCAAGUGAAAGACUCUCUUGGAUUUGCGGAUUUGACUAUUGGCAACGCAGAGGUUGACAUUGGUUCUCUUCAAGAUACCGUACCAACAGAUAGAAUCGUUGUUUUGGGGGGAGGCUGGGGACUCUUUAGAAACAGGUCUUCUGGAGAAGUACUAGUGAGAUUGACAUACAAAGCAUAUGUUGAGGACGAGGAGGACGACAAGGCUGCAUCAGAUGCCUUGGAUAUAGAUAUUUCAGACGACGAUGAGUCAUCUGAUUCUGAUGAACCAAACGGUGCUUAUGAGGAGAGUGAAAACGAUGCAGCGAAAACAACCGAUAAGGAAACAUUUAUGGAUGUUCUAGCAGCUUUGAUAGUAAGCGAAGAAUUUCAGGGGAUAGUGGCAUCCGAUGCAUUGAAUACAAAGAUUCAGAAUGAUGCCACCAUUUCUCCUAGCUUAGGGACAAUGAAGUCGAGAUCUCGUGAUGCAGCUGCCGACAACAAAUCCAUGGUUUCUAGUAAGGGAGCUGGAGGUUUAGCCGAAUCGGCAUUGUUUUGGCUUGCCGUGAUCACAAGUAUCUCUGUGCUCAUUGCUAUCAACAUUGGUGGUUCGAGUUUCUUCAAUCCAUGAUUUUAUGACGAACUCUCAAGACUACCAUACCCAUCAGCUAUUUUGCAUCAUAGAGCAAGAAACCCUUGGAUGACUUGAGUCGAGUAUAUCACUCACCCAUUCACAUUGAGUUGAACAAUGACAGAAUCAAUCAACCUAACUCUUGUUCAGUUUGUAUAUAAGUCGCCAAAUGGAGCAAUAUUCUGUUGGCGGCAUACCAAUUUUGACUUUGUAUUAUAAUAACCUAAUUUGAGAUUUUUACACGGAAAGCCUUUUGUACAAUGUAUAUCUCAUAAAUAUCUUAGAUUUUAAAUUAUUUCUUUAA
Benincasa hispida (wax gourd) is the source of this 2626-nucleotide messenger RNA. RefSeq lists its product as uncharacterized. Gene Ontology annotation, molecular function: lipid binding. Lineage: Eukaryota; Viridiplantae; Streptophyta; Magnoliopsida; Cucurbitales; Cucurbitaceae. The record is from RefSeq and is a predicted model, not a curated record.